AUGACUCCUUUGGAGUUUCCAACAAGAUUAGCUGACUUGUCCUUAAACGACUCGAGCCAUAACCCGUCCUUGUAUGCCAAUCUUAAGUCGAUCCGUAAAUCAACCUUGUCGGUUUCGAACCGUCUCAACUCGAUUGUUAAAGAUGCCGAAUUCGUCAAGGAGGUAUCCUGCCAUCUGGGCUUGCCGCUGGUAGCAAAUGAGCGCUGCGGGAGCUGGUACAUCGACCCAGCCGAUAAAGCUGGCAGCGCAUAUUUCAAGAGCACCGACGGCCAUCAUGGCCAGUGGGACUUCUCGCCUCGAAGGCUCAACCUUCAAUUGUUCCCGAUCCUGUCUGCGCACGGCGGUGCUAUCCUGGUUGAUUCAACCCGCCGAGGCAAGAAUCUGCCAGACGCUUUCAGCAAGACAGUACCGAUAUGGGUUGCUGUUGUCAAUAGAGCUCUCUUCCCUGAAGCAACCUCCAUGCACCGUUUCCAGAGUCCGCCACCACCUGACAAUAUUCAGCCCUCCGAGCUCUCCCAGAUUGCAGCGCGUCUUGAUGGGUUCACAAAGACUUUCUGCCACCUCGGUCUAGACCUACAGCGCCUGCGCAGUCAGCUGGGAGGUCCGAUCAGGGUCAGCUGGGCCAUCAAUAGACAAUCCGACAAUGGAUACGACCUAGGGGAUGAGAGUGGCGUGACAAGUUCUUCUCGAGACCUUCACCCAUCCUGUCAUCAUCUAGUGCUCUGCUCUGCUUCCCGGCGCGUUCGUGGGGCCGAGAUUUCCGAAGGCGGAUACAUUCAAGGCGCUGGGGACGACAGUGAAGGUUGGUCUCAUAACCUGACUGCUCAGCUCUUCUGGCAACAUAAAGACCUGUUGAUGAGAAGUCCCGAGGAUGAGCUUCCUGCUCUUAUCAAGACACUGCUGGAACAAGACGGGAAUAGCCGGCUGUCGAGCAUGGCAGCGACUAGAAUCAUCCCCACGACAACCAUGUUCAUCGCAAGUGGACCCCUGGACGGCUUUGGCAGCUUCGAUCUCAUCGUCAAUUGUCAAGGUGAUUCACAAAACUCCACAUCGAAGGCUGUGUAUCUCAAGUGUCGCCCAGGCAAGUCAGGGAGCAAGGACCUUCGUGACCAAGUCUCCGUCGCUGUCAAUGCCAUCCGCGACAAGCUUCUGCGGCAAUCGGAAAGCCAGAUACUCGUCACGUGUUCAACAGGAAAAGACCUCAGCGUAGGUGUUGCAGCUGCGGCAUUAUGUCUACUUUACGAUAAUGAAGGCCAAUUAAGAGCAGCGAAUGAACAUCCUCUGGUCGAUAAACAUCUUGUGAAGCAGAGACUUGCCUGGAUUACCUCCUCAAAAGCCGAUGCAAAUCCUUCGAGAGCAACAUUACAAGCGGUCCAUUCUUUCUUGAUGCGGCGUCCUGAGUAA
Cladophialophora yegresii CBS 114405 is the source of this 1404-nucleotide messenger RNA. RefSeq names its product initiator tRNA phosphoribosyl transferase. Gene Ontology annotation, molecular function: tRNA adenosine(64)-2'-O-ribosylphosphate transferase activity. Lineage: Eukaryota; Fungi; Ascomycota; Eurotiomycetes; Chaetothyriales; Herpotrichiellaceae. The record is from RefSeq and is a predicted model, not a curated record. The transcript has 2 exons. The coding region runs from base 1 to 1404 and encodes 467 amino acids. Gene Ontology annotation, cellular component: cytoplasm. Gene Ontology annotation, biological process: charged-tRNA amino acid modification.